Tachysurus vachellii is the source of this 1721-nucleotide messenger RNA. It is a transcript of the gene tmem9b, whose product is annotated as TMEM9 domain family, member B. Gene Ontology annotation, biological process: positive regulation of canonical NF-kappaB signal transduction. Bases 161 to 739 code for a protein of 192 amino acids. Lineage: Eukaryota; Metazoa; Chordata; Actinopteri; Siluriformes; Bagridae. The record is from RefSeq and is a predicted model, not a curated record. Gene Ontology annotation, cellular component: lysosomal membrane. The transcript is spliced from 5 exons.
GUUCUGUGCGCACCGCUCAGUCUGCUGAGGGUCAGCUGAUUUUCCCGGAAGUUUGCAGUGUUGUGUUUAUUUUACAUGAGACACUUUAUAUCUUUAUAUCUCAGAAAUCUAUUUUAUUUCUGCAGACCAGUGAAAGUCUGUCACUGAAACAGCAAACAAAAUGUCUCCUUUGUUUAGUGUAAAAGGCGGAAUGAGUUUAAUAACCGUGAUCUGUCUUCUGCUAGCAGGUCAGGCUACAGAAGCUAAAAAUUCUGAGGACAUCAGGUGUAAAUGUAUUUGCCCGCCAUACAAAGAUAUCGAAGGACAAAUCUACAAUCAGAAUGUUUCGCUGAAGGACUGUAACUGUCUUCACGUGGUGGAGCCGAUGCCUGUGGAAGGGAAAGAUGUGGAGGCUUACUGUUUACGCUGUGAAUGUAAAUAUGAAGAGAGAAGCUCAGGAACGAUUAAAGUGACCAUCAUCAUCUACCUGUCUGUUCUGGGGCUGCUGCUGCUCUACAUGGUGUAUCUGACUCUGUUGGAGCCCAUGCUCAAACGCCGCCUGUUCGGACACUCACAGCUCAUCCAGAGCGACGAUGAUGUCGGGGACCAGCAGCCGUUUGCGAACGCUCAUGAUGUGCUGUCCCGCUCACGCUCUCGCACCAACAUGCUGAACAAGGUGGAGCAUGCACAGCAGCGCUGGAGGAGACAGGUACAGGAGCAGCGCAAGUCAGUGUUCGAUCGUCAUGUGGUGCUGAGCUAAAAAACAUGAAACAAAACGACAAACACUCCCCCUACUGGAUGAUCUGGUUAUAAUACCUGACAUAUGUGCAUUGUAACAUCCUCACCUUCAUAACAUCACUGUGUCUGUGUGUGUGUCUGUGUGUGUGUCUGUGUGUGUGUCUGUGUGUGUGUCUGUGUGUGUGUCUGUGUGUGUGUCUGUGUGUGUGUCUGUCUGUGUGUGUGUCUGUGUGUGUGUCUGUGUGUGUGUGUGUGUGUGUCACUCGUGAGUUUUUAUUCAUGGUUGCACAGUGUGAUGUUUCCUCCACAUCAUCGCAUGACAUUUCAUCUCUUUGUAUUUAACAUUCUGACUGUUUUUUAUUUUGCAUGAAAUAAUGUAAAAUUUUCUGUGGAUAGAAAACACAGUUUGUUCCUGUUACAGUCGAUCAGGUGUAAAUCUGGAGGUAUAAACAAUGUGGCAGAUUAAAUAUGAAAAUAUGAGCUCAUGCAAUCAUCUCAUUCCUCUUUAAAAAUCUUCUUAAAUAUCUCAUAAUGUGCGUGUGCGUGCGUGUGUGUGUGAGAGAGAGUGUGUGUGUGUGUGUGUGUGCGUGUGUGUGUGUGUGUGUGUGUGUGAGAGAGUGUGUGUGUGUGCGUGUGCGUGCGUGUGUGUGUGAGAGAGAGUGUGUGUGUGUGUGUGCGUGUGUGUGUGUGUGUGAGAGAGAGAGAGAGAGAGAGUGUGUGUUCACGCAUUGAUCUCAUUAUGUACUCUUUAUUAUGAAGUGUUAUUGAUUAAUAAAGCCGUGUCUGGUUUAAUCAGUCUUUCUUUACCAGACGAACAUUUUAUGAAGUGAUGAUGUUUAUUUUCCUGUAAACAAAAGUUCAUGUUUGACAUUAAUAUUGUUCUGUUGUGGAACCUGUUUGUGUUUAAAUUCAUGUUUCAGGAGUUUAGGGACCGAUGAUUAGGUUCAUAUCUGAUGUUUUAUCUUGUACCUGUGAGCAUUAAUAAUAAAUUCUAUCCGCUUCUG